Dacryopinax primogenitus is the source of this 1555-nucleotide messenger RNA. RefSeq names its product peptidase. Gene Ontology annotation, molecular function: metalloexopeptidase activity. Lineage: Eukaryota; Fungi; Basidiomycota; Dacrymycetes; Dacrymycetales; Dacrymycetaceae. The record is from RefSeq and is a predicted model, not a curated record. The transcript is spliced from 15 exons. Bases 24 to 1223 code for a protein of 399 amino acids. Gene Ontology annotation, biological process: proteolysis.
GCAAUACUAUCUGGACAUCAACCAUGCGUGUAUUUCUGAGUUCUCUUCUCUGUGCUGCUAUUCUUGGAUACCGGGCCGGAGCCGUUGUUAUUGACGACUUCAGCAUGACCAGCCAGAAGUUCUUAUCGUCUGGUGUUCCCGAAGGAUUCACGCUCGACUUGAAUGAGGAGAGACUUGUCCAGUUCGCCGAGGAUGACAAGCCUGUAUGGAUAACGGAACGGGAGAAGAUCCGAGCCAAAGCUUUGGGCCGGAAAUUCUUUGACAUAACCCAUACGCCGUGGUUCAAGCGUCCUCCAACAUCCCUCGCUCCUUCCCUUGCGUAUCCCGCACCAGACAAGCAAAAUCUGGUGAAUACCGUCAUCGCGAACUUAACGGUCGAUGGCAUGAUCAGCAACUUGCAGAAGUUCACAAGUUUCCGUACCCGAUACUAUCGUAGCGAGACGGGCAAAGAGAGUCAGAAGUGGCUUUUGAAUCGUAUCAGUGAGAUCACAGCCGAAUACGCCUCACCCUCCUUGACAUACCUAAUCACCCUCACUGAAUUCACACAUCCUUGGGGACAAAAUUCGAUCAUCCUGAAGAUUAAGGGCGCUUCUGAAGCGGCAGCAGUUGAGAACGGCACCGUGGUGAUCGGUGCCCACCAGGAUUCCGCCAAUACGAUUCCCUUCCUACCGGCGCCCGGCGCAGACGAUGAUGGGUCAGGAACCGUCACCAUCCUCGAGACAUAUAGAGGCCUGCUUGCCAGCAACUACACACCGGUGCAGGAUGUGGAAUUCCAUUGGUACUCAGCGGAGGAAGGUGGUCUGCUUGGAUCCCAGGCUGUGGCGCAGUCCUAUGCUCAGGAAAAUGUUAAUAUCCACUCUAUGGUUCAGUUUGAUAUGACGGCGUGGGUCAAGCGGGGAACGCGUGAAGAAAUCGGGAUUGUCACCGACUACGUUGAUGCCGAUCUCACCGAAUUCAUACGAACCCUCGUCAACACUUAUUGUGGUAUCCCAUAUGUCGACACACAAUGUGGGUAUGCAUGCUCUGACCAUGCCUCGUGGGGGAAGGCAGGGUAUCGUUCGGCAUUCGGCAUUGAGAGCACUUUUGACAAUUCGGAUAAGAAUAUCCACAGCACGAACGAUCGCAUGGAUAUUUCGGACGAGUUCAGCUUCGAUCACAUGCUGGAAUUCUCUAAGCUUGCUGUUGGCUAUAUCAUUGAAACUGCUGGGUGGUCCAAACUCUAGUCGCCUUACUCUCUGAUAUUCCUCCGUCGUGUGUACUCUCGCCAGCAAUGCUAUCGACUGUUUGAUCUUGGACGUGGCUUCCUGCGAUCUAAGCGGGAGCAUCGGGCCCUAUUUUCUUCCUGUCACCUAUCUACGAAUCCCUCGACAGGAUGCGGAGAUAGGUUGUCCACAAAUCCGCAUUCCGCGUUGCGCUCUCCGUCCGGAAGCCACUACACUAGGGCAUCAGGUCCACCUCCGCUUCAGGAUAGUCAAUGCACGUCCUGAUGGGAUAUUUCCAAGCGAAGGUUCGGUCGUAGCGAGGUAUCGUGAUCGGAUUGGAACGGGUCUCUAAU